AUGCCGGGCGAAAAGCUUUCGCUGGACGGGGUGGAUGUGCCUGGGCUGGUGGCCAGCCUCACGCCACGGGAGCGCUCGCAGCUGCGAGAAGCAUUCGACCUGCUGGAAGGAUCCAACGCAUCCGGCGCGAGCGCAUCCGCGGGCACAGCUCCGGCAGUUCCGUCACAAGAGCAGUUGGACCUCGCUGACAGCGUGCUCCAGUGCCAUCUUACAGAGUUCGUGAUCGACAAAGCGCCACUGCAGGUCUUUUUGAACGGCGAUCGGCUGUUCGGUGUAAAGCCUGCAGACAAGGACGUGGAGCUUCCUGACAUGGAGUACCUGGAGUUUGUCGAGAAACGACCUGCUUUAGAAGCACUGCCAACCGUUGCCCAGUGGAUCGAAAAAGACUAUCCUGGUUUUGUGAAAAUGUAUGGCUGUGUGGUAGAUGAGCGAGAAGCAGCGGUGCAAGAUCGCAAAGCCUUGGGAAUCAUUUGCGAGAAGGCAAGCGAGGCAUUGCCGGCGUUCAUGCAGACAAGCGAGGGCAAGAAUGCUCGCGGCGACCACAAGAUGUAUUUUGCCCUCACAGCGUUUCAGGCCUGGAACUACUUUCUCUAUCUCGGACCAUGUCUCCCAGUCUUCACAUUGGAGAAUGUCGUGGUGAAGAAGCACGCGGUAGCGGACAGUGACAGUGACAACCCGUUUACUGCCCACCUUCGUCUCCAGCUUCCCACUGCACAAUAUAGAACAGCAAUGGGGGAGGAGACGUUGGACACCAACGUGUGUCAGCUCGCAGAUGUGCUCUGGUUCGUGCUUCAUGGGGAUGCCCAGACCGUUGCAGAGAAGCCGCGUGUGGAGAAACCCCUCGAUGGCGGAAAGGUGUGGAAGAACUCCUGCAAAAAAAUGCUGGAGUCGCUCUACGAGCACAAGAGCCAGAGUCAACGCCACACCAAGCAGAUUGUGACCAAGAUGCAGCAUGAGUACCUUGCGGUGAGGGAAAUGGUUGCAGACGGGUGUGCUCCGAUACUUACCGAGUCUUUGGAUGCGCCCUCCUAA
Molecule: messenger RNA, 1032 nt
Organism: Effrenium voratum
Lineage: Eukaryota; Dinophyceae; Suessiales; Symbiodiniaceae
Source: the annotation of a GenBank genome assembly